Mucor velutinosus is the source of this 1512-nucleotide messenger RNA. RefSeq names its product Mannan polymerase II complex anp1 subunit. The record is from RefSeq and is a predicted model, not a curated record. The coding region runs from base 1 to 1512 and encodes 503 amino acids. The transcript has 5 exons. Gene Ontology annotation, cellular component: membrane. Gene Ontology annotation, biological process: transmembrane transport; carbohydrate transport. Gene Ontology annotation, molecular function: carbohydrate:proton symporter activity. NCBI's taxonomy places the organism in Eukaryota, Fungi, Mucoromycota, Mucoromycetes, Mucorales, Mucoraceae.
AUGAAACAUCUUUCGUUCAUUGCUACUACAGUCUCCUGUAUUGGUGGUUUUCUGUUCGGUUAUGAUAUUGGCGUCGUUUCUGGUGUGCUUGCCAUGCCUACUUUCUCGACUUUCUUUGGUAUUCAAGGUGAUCCUGGCACUAUUGCUCAUAUGAAAGGUGACAUUGUCUCGGUUUUACAAGCUGGCUGUUGCGCUGGUGCCUUGUUAAUCAAUUUCAUGGCUGAUCCUUUUGGCCGUAAAUGGUCUAUCGUUCUCAGUACACUCGUCUUUAUCGUUGGCUCAGUCAUGCAAGUCGCUGCUCAAAACCUUCCCACCAUGAUGGCUGGCCGUUUCUUUGGUGGUUUUGGUAUUGGUGCAUGUUCCAUGUUGGUGCCCAUGUAUAUCGCUGAAAUCGCUCCUCGUAAGCUGAGAGGUCGUUUAGGUACACUUUGGCAAUUCUUAAUUGUGUUGGGUAUUAUGGUGUCUUACUGGAUUGAUUAUGGCUGUUUACGUAAUAUCCCCACUGGCCAUGCUCAGUGGCGUGUUCCUCUUGGUAUUCAACUUGCUCCAGGCGCCAUCUUGUUUGUCGGUAUGUCUUUCUGCCCCGAGUCAUUGAGAUGGCUUGCUCUCAAGGGCCGUGAUGAAGAUGUCAAAAAGAACUUGAUCCGACUUCGUGAUUUGCCUGAAGACCAUCCCGAAAUUAUCGAAGAGCUUCAAGAAAUCAGCGCAGCCGCCGCAUUUGAGAGAGAAUCCAAGUCAGGAAAGUGGUCUGAAUUGUUUCAACGCAGCAACCUGCAUAGAUUGUUCAUUGGCAUCAUGCUUCAAAUCUUCCAACAGUGGACUGGUACCAACGCCAUUAAUUAUUAUGCGCCAGAAAUCUUCAAAUCAACCGGUCUCGAUAGCAACGAAACUGAAAUUCUGGCAACGGGUGUAUAUGGUAUUGUCAAGGUCGCCUUUGUGUUCAUUUCAUUCUUCAUGGUUGACACCAAGCUGGGCCGUAGACGUACAUUGAUGAUUGGUUCAGUAAUUAUGAUGAUCGCAUUCUACAUUUGUGGUGGUAUGAUUUUGGGUAUCGAGAGGGAUAAUGAUGGAAAGAUCUCUGCUGCUGCAGGAACUCAAGUUGGAGCCAAGGGCAUUGUGGCUAUGGUCUGCAUCUACGUCUUUGCAAUUGGAUACGAAUUCUCUUACGGUCCCAUUGUUUGGGUGGUGUGCUCUGAAAUCUAUCCUACUCGUAUCCGUGCCAUGGCUCUAUCUUUGACAACUGCUUUCAAUUGGGCCAUGAAUGCCACCAUUGCAAAAGUUACGCCUAUCAUGAUUACCAACAUCACCUAUGGAACUUAUUUCUUCUUUGGUUCUAUGGCUGUUAUCAUGGGUGUGUUUGUGUAUGUUUUCUUACCAGAGACCAGAGGUCGCUCCUUGGAGGAAAUGGACGAGCUCUUCAACAAAGGCAUGGUGUUGGCUUACAAGGAUACCUAUGUUGUUGAUAAGGAACAAAUUAAGCGGGAUGAGGAAGCUGGUAUUUACAAAGAGUAA